AUGCCUGGGGACUAUUCGCCAGUUUCUAUUGCUAUUAUGAGGAAGGCUGUGCAUCAUCAUUCGCCAGCAGCUGCUUCCUAUGCUGCAUCGUUAUCUGAAGCUCGGCGGCGACAAAUCCCGGGCAUGUCGUGGGCGGGGUUGCCAUUUCUGCCUGGGACGUCGAGCCUUGUUGAGGAGCUAGACAAGAAGCUACUCGUUGUUCUUAGAGAUGGACGUAAAAUAAUUGGUAUCCUGCGCUCUUUCGACCAAUUCGCUAAUCUCGUGCUGGAGCGUACGACUGAGCGGAUAGUUGUCGGCGAGCAAUACUGCGACCUGCCUCUGGGACUGUACAUUAUCAGAGGAGAGAACGUCGUUCUGAUAGGCACACUUGACGAGCACAUGCCAGAAAUGCCUCCUAAUAUGGUUUCCGUUUCGUUACAACAGAUUCGACAGGCCCAGAAAGAGGAAAAAGAAGCAUCCGAGCUCAAGGGAAUGUUGAGGAAGCAGAUGGAUUUUCUUGACAUUGAGUAG
Closterium sp. Yama58-4 is the source of this 510-nucleotide messenger RNA. The record is from the annotation of a GenBank genome assembly. NCBI's taxonomy places the organism in Eukaryota, Viridiplantae, Streptophyta, Zygnematophyceae, Desmidiales, Closteriaceae.